AUGCCUCCCCAAGCCUCCCCUGUUGCUAACCAUACUGCUUGUCUUGCUGCUCUUCGUGCUGCCGCCAUCGCUUGUGGCCGUGACCCUUCUACAGUCUCUCUACUACCAGUUUCCAAGUACCAUCCAUCAAGCGCCAUCCUUGCCUUACAUUCCCAAGGGAUCCGUGAAUUUGGUGAAAAUUACGUCCAAGAAUUAGAAUCCAAAGCCGCUGAAUUACCUUCAGAUAUCAAUUGGCAUUUCAUCGGAACUCUACAGUCCGGUAAAUGUAAAGACCUUUGUCGUAUUGAAAAUCUCAGCGUCAUAGAGACUGUCGAUUCCCUAUCGAAAGCCACAAAAUUAAAUAACCAACGUGCCAAGCAUUGGCCCAAUCACCCCAUUACUUGUUAUUUACAGGUCAACACUUCAGAUGAACCACAAAAGGCAGGGAUCCCCUCCUCGGACUUGAAUCAAUUACAACAACUUGUGGAAUUCUUCAGUAGCCCAGAAUGUACUACGCUACGUCUUGCAGGGCUAAUGACUAUUGGUUCAAGAGCGGCUUCCACUGCUGAUGGUCUAAACCCGGAUUUCACAAAAUUAUCACAGUUGCGCAACGCGCUUAAUGAGAAAUACGGCCUUGAUUUGCAGUUGAGUAUGGGGAUGAGUAAUGAUUAUAAACAAGCCAUUGCUCAAGGUAGCAAUGAAGUACGUAUCGGCACUGAUAUUUUCGGACAACGUCCAACGUCUACAUAA
Messenger RNA from Henningerozyma blattae CBS 6284, 729 nucleotides. Its product is annotated as pyridoxal phosphate homeostasis protein. Lineage: Eukaryota; Fungi; Ascomycota; Saccharomycetes; Saccharomycetales; Saccharomycetaceae. Gene Ontology annotation, molecular function: pyridoxal phosphate binding. Gene Ontology annotation, cellular component: intracellular anatomical structure. The coding region runs from base 1 to 729 and encodes 242 amino acids. The transcript has a single exon. The record is from RefSeq and is a predicted model, not a curated record.